AUAGUAUCUAAGGAUGGGUAUCGUAACGCAUAGUCACUAAAGUAACCGUGAUACAGUGUACGAGCCCAGUAACUAACAUACAGACGGUAUUUACUGGUAACUCGUUAGCAUUAGCUAGUAGUAGCAUUAGCUGUGAGGGUGCAACACGCUACCGCUAGGUGGCAGCACACGGAGCUGCAGACACGCAGCAGGAGCAGCAGGUGAAGGAGGUUCAUCAUCCGGUGAUAUCGGCCAGUAAAAGGUGCAACGGUCAAAGACGAUGUUGUCAAUGUUCGUCAGGUCAGCUCUCACCAAAUACCAGAGGUCCUGGCUGCCCGGUCAGGCUGCCGUCAGGGCCAUGUCAUCCUCAGGUGGAGCCGUCUCUCCUUACACCACCCUGGCCAUCAGUCACCCAGCAGAGUCCGUCACACACGUGGAGCUGAACCGCCCUGAGAAACGCAACGCCAUGAACAGAGCGUUCUGGAGUGAGAUGGUGGAGUGCUUUAAUGAGAUAGCCGGGGACCCGAGCUGUAGAGUGGUGGUGUUUUCUGCAGCUGGGAAGGUCUUCACAGCCGGUAUCGACCUGAUGGACAUGGCCGGAGACGUACUCAAUCCGGAGGGCGACGACGCGGCCAGAAUUGCCUGGAACAUGAGAAAAAUAAUCACCAAGUAUCAAGAGACGUUCUCCGUCAUAGAGAAGUGUCCAAAACCUGUUGUCGUGGCCAUCCACGGAGCCUGUAUUGGGGGAGGUAUUGAUCUGAUCACAGCCUGUGAUAUUCGCCUGUGUACAGAGGACGCCUGGUUCCAGGUGAAGGAAGUUGAUAUUGGACUUGCAGCAGAUGUUGGAACUCUCCAGAGACUUCCGAAAGUCAUCGGCAGUCGCAGCCUAGUGAACGAGUUGGCUCUGACUGCCAGGAAGAUGUUUGCCGAUGAAGCCAAGAGCAGUGGGCUGGUCAGCCGAGUGUUUCCCGAUAAGGAGGCCAUGAUGGCUGCAGCCCUGGAGCUGGCCGGGGAGAUCGCUGGCCGCAGCCCCGUAGCCGUGCAGGGCACCAAAAUCAACCUGAUCUACUCCAGAGACCACAGUGUGGCAGAAGCACUGGACUACAUGGCGACCUGGAACAUGAGCAUGCUUCAGACUCAGGACGUGAUGAAAUCAGCUCAGGCGACCAUGGAGAAGAAGAGCCCCAAGACGAUAGCCUUCUCCAAACUCUAAACCCGCCAAACACAAGAGAUGCCGUUUAUCUCUGCCUCCAUGUGACUCGCUCCUAAAGGGAAAUAUAACAAUAAACCUUCUGAAUUCAAGUUUCUCCCUUACGCCAAACGAAGACGGAAGGCUUUAAUUGCUCUGAAGUAGUUUUUUUCCAUACUAGAUGAACAGAUUUUUGCAGCUGCAGCCACAGAUCAUCAUCAACGACUGCAGUCGGUUCCCCCCCCCCCACUAAAUACACCUUGGAUAUGCAUGGCAAUGUCAUAUGAUGAUUCCUUCUUAGGAUUGGUUUCUAGAGAUCUGCGUUGUUUUGGUUAAACGCCUAUGAAACGGAAACUCUGCUUUCCAUAUGAAGUCAUUUGUGUGUACAUUUUGUUUUGGGUGAACACAGGAUGAAUUUUACAAACUGAAAUAUCAGAAGUAAUUUUUGUGAUUCAUUAAUCGACGAAUCAAUGUUUAAUCUUAAUAAAGAAACUCAUCCGAGUUAAGACUG
Molecule: messenger RNA, 1679 nt
Organism: Pseudoliparis swirei
Lineage: Eukaryota; Metazoa; Chordata; Actinopteri; Perciformes; Liparidae
Gene: ech1
Product: enoyl CoA hydratase 1, peroxisomal
Exons: 10
Coding region: 260-1192 (310 amino acids)
Cellular component (GO): mitochondrion
Molecular function (GO): delta(3,5)-delta(2,4)-dienoyl-CoA isomerase activity
Source: RefSeq, a predicted model, not a curated record